Molecule: messenger RNA, 1467 nt
Organism: Microsporum canis CBS 113480
Lineage: Eukaryota; Fungi; Ascomycota; Eurotiomycetes; Onygenales; Arthrodermataceae
Product: Atg24p
Exons: 3
Coding region: 1-1467 (488 amino acids)
Biological process (GO): autophagy; cytoplasm to vacuole targeting by the Cvt pathway
Cellular component (GO): phagophore assembly site
Molecular function (GO): phosphatidylinositol binding
Source: RefSeq, a predicted model, not a curated record
AUGGAUCACAACGAUUUCGAUAGUGUUUCUUGGAGGAAUGAUGGGGACAGCGAUGCAUCGCGACCCGCUACAUCGUAUACAGAUAUCGAUAACGCCUCCAGUUCGCGGGAUGACCCCAAUGGAAAACGCCGUAUGAGCUCCGCGGGAGAAGAAGUUCUAUCCCCAGUUCAAGAUGGUGCCUUCACAGCUACCCUGGAUAACGACACACCACUGAAGGAGAAUGAGGGCACAAAGGAUGUCUAUGUUUCCUACCUAGUGUCGACUCAUACCAACUUUAAAUCCUUUCAAAGAACGGAUUUCAGCGUUCGACGGCGGUUCACCGACUUCUACUUCCUUUACAACACUCUAUUUCGAGAGUAUCCAGCCUGCGCGAUCCCCCCGCUACCAGACAAACAUAAGAUGGAAUAUGUACGUGGAGACCGAUUUGGGCCCGAGUUCACCCAGCGCCGUGCUUGGUCACUUCAUCGGUUUAUCAAGCGGAUUACCCUCCACCCCGUCCUCCGCAGAGCACCCAUUUUGGCCACAUUUCUGGAAUCCGGGGAAUGGAAUCAACACAUGAGGAUGCGCCCGUCCCGUAGUGCCACCCAUAACUCGGACGGCGGAAGUAAUAUAUUCGAUAAUUUUGCAGAUACAUUCGUUAAUGCGUUUACAAAAGUUCACAAGCCAGAUAAACGGUUUACCGAGGUGAGAGAAAAGGCAGACAAAUUGGAUGAAGAUCUAAGCCAUGUGGAAAAGAUUGUUGCACGAGUUGCAAGGCGCGAAAGCGACCUGGAGGCCGACUAUGCUGAACUCGCCAUGCAAUUCCGCAAACUUGUGCCUCUCGAACCCGAACUAGAAGUACCUCUACAAAUAUUUGCCGGAUCGGUAGAAGAAACAUCUUAUGGGAUUCAAGACCUGAAAGAACAUACAGAUCAAAACUAUCUAGGCAGUCUUCGAGAUAUGGAGGCGUAUAUCUUAUCGCUCAAGACUUUGCUCAAGACAAGAGAACAGAAGCAACUCGACUACGAAGCGCUGGUUGACUACCUUAACAAGGCCGUGGCAGAGCGGGAUAACCUGACCAACAACCCAUCUUCAUACUAUGCCACAAACCCACUAACAAGUAGCCCCGCCUCUUUCAUCCGAUCCAAGAUGGAAGAUAUUAGAGGCGUGGACCACGAGCAGUCGCGCCGAGAGAAGGUGCGGAAACUAGAGCUCCGCAUUGACGAAUUAACCCGUGAGGUAGAAAGUGCUAAAACGACUUCCGAGAUGUUCGACGAAGAAGUUGUACGUGAGGUCUCAGACUUUGAACGUAUCAAAGCAAUUGAGUUCCGCGAUACUCUGGGUGCAAUGACGCAGAAACAUGUCGACUUUUACCAAGGGGUCCUGGCCACUUGGGAACGAUUCAUUGUGGAGAUGGAAGCCGACGGAGACGAUGCGGGUGGUAGGCAUGACCCGAAAGCGAAAAAGCCUCAGGUUGGAGCUACAUAA